ACAGAAAAAGAAAAGCAGCGGGGAAUUGUGUGCAAGCAUCCCCCUUAUCGCGUCGUCCCUUUCGUUCUCCCCAUCCAUCCUUUCUUUCAUUCUUUUCCCGAUCGAAUCGUUUGAGUUGUAGGUCUCCUCAAUCGAUUUCGAUUCGAGAGGGGAUCGAGUUCUGUGUUGGCUUUGUAGAUCGUUCUUCUCUUUUGGCUUGUGAUUCCUCGGGCGUCGGAAGUGUUUGUUCUUCGCAAGCCUUUUUUUUUUGUAUAUCGGUAAUCUCGACGGGAGAGGUUGCCGUGUCCGAUUUCGAUGCUCCCAGGCCUCAAGAUCCAGUUUUGACGCCGUCUCUGAGCUCCCCGUGCUGAUCCCGCGAGAGAGGAUGGGCAACGCCGGUAGCAACGGCGGAGGGGGUGCCCCUGGUAGCCGCCGCCGGGGCACCGCCCACGGCCACGGCCACCAUCAGGUCCACCACCACCACCACCACCAGGCGUCCUCUCCGCCUCCGCCGCCGCCGCCGGAGUCGUCCCCCAGCCACUACGUGUUCGCGGCCGCCACGCCGUACCCUCCGCCGCAGUACACCAACCCCAACCUGCCGCCGCGGUACUACCCUCAAUACGGAAAUUACUACCCGCCGCCGCCGCCGUCGCUGCAGGUGCCCCUCCCGGCGCCGUACGACCACCACCACAGGGGCGCCGCCGCGGGGGAGUUCCCGCCAUCGGCCCCGCCCCACCACUACCACGGCUGGCCUGGGGCCUCUGGGCGGCAACCCUGCGGAUUCCAGCAGCACAUGCCGACGCCGUACGUCGAGCACCAGAAGGCUAUUACGAUCCGCAACGAUGUCAAUCUCAAGAAGGAAACCCUUCGGGUUGAGCCUGAUGAGGAGUGCCCCGGCCGCUUCCUCGUAGCCUUCACCUUUGACGCCACCGUUGCUGGAAGCAUGACUGUUUACUUCUUUGCAAAAGAAGACCUCAACUGCAAUCUAACAGCGGUGAAAGAAGACCUGAUUAAGCCUGUUACUGUUAGCUUCAAAGAGGGUCUUGGUCAGAAGUUCAGGCAGCCUUCUGGCACAGGAAUCGACUUCUCCAUGUUUGAGAAAUCUGAGUUAUUGAAGCAGGGGGACAUGGAUGUAUAUCCACUUGCAGUUAAAGCUGAAACGAGGCCUGUUGAUCAGCAGUUGGAAGGAGAAGAUCAAAAGACAAAAACUCCAAACUCACAGAUCACACAGGCCCUGUUUGAAAAGAAGGAAAGCGGGGACUAUCAAGUUCGAGUUGCUAGCCAGAUCCUUUGGGUCAAUGGAACUAGGUAUGAAUUGCAGGAAAUAUACGGAAUAGGAAACUCGGUGGAAGGCGAUGUUGAUGCCAAUGAUCCUGGGAAAGAAUGUGUUAUUUGCCUCUCGGAGCCAAGGGAUACUACUGUUCUCCCUUGUAGGCAUAUGUGCAUGUGCAGUGAGUGUGCCAAGGUCCUGAGGUACCAGACGACCCGAUGCCCUAUCUGCCGACAGCCUGUUGAGCGGCUCCUCGAGAUCAAAGUCAACAACAAAGCUGAAGAGCAGCAGUCACCGCAAUCACCGAUCAAAGCCAACAGCAAAGCUGAAGAGCAGGAGCAGUCACCCCAAUCCCAAUCAUCACCUAUCCCACCCACGCCUCCGACAUAAGGAAGGGGUGUAGCCACGAAAGAUACUGGGCGUGUAUGACCAUGAUAUGCCCUCCAGAUUGUGGGCUUGUGGCCAUCCGACCUUCUCCGUUUUGUGAUUGCGCUCUUUGCUCAAGCAUGGCGGGAUGUAACAGAUGUGUACCUUCAGUGUAUGUUAGCACAUAAGCUCCUGGUAUAAUGUGGCUUUUCUGGGCUGUGGAUGCCGAGAGGGAGUGGAUUGGGUGUGCCAUAUAACACAUCACAUGGAUUCAUGCUUGUAUGAUUGCCCUAACCUGAACAAGUGGAGGACAUCCCAUGCCUACUCUACUGGGGUUCCUCCAUCAUCAGGGAGAAAAAAUUGCUACAGAAGGUGGACUCCAGAUUUGUACAAAGCCACAUGAUUCCCAUUAUACUGUUACCCUGAUGAUGAUA
Molecule: messenger RNA, 2049 nt
Organism: Oryza brachyantha (malo sina)
Lineage: Eukaryota; Viridiplantae; Streptophyta; Magnoliopsida; Poales; Poaceae
Product: probable E3 ubiquitin-protein ligase LOG2
Exons: 3
Coding region: 365-1639 (424 amino acids)
Biological process (GO): protein ubiquitination
Molecular function (GO): ubiquitin protein ligase activity
Source: RefSeq, a predicted model, not a curated record